Rhodotorula toruloides NP11 is the source of this 1479-nucleotide messenger RNA. RefSeq names its product zinc finger, FYVE-type protein. Gene Ontology annotation, molecular function: metal ion binding. NCBI's taxonomy places the organism in Eukaryota, Fungi, Basidiomycota, Microbotryomycetes, Sporidiobolales, Sporidiobolaceae. Bases 1 to 1479 code for a protein of 492 amino acids. The transcript is spliced from 5 exons. The record is from RefSeq and is a predicted model, not a curated record.
AUGCCACACCCAGCUGUCAGGCAGCCUCCCAGCCCGUCCCAUGGCAGCACAGCAGUCACCCUGCACUUCAGGGAACGACAGAACAAGCAGCCACUCUACCGCCCAGCCGCACUGCGACGCAAUGGAUCUGUCCAGCGCGACCUGUUCAUGCACCCAUCGCCGCCGCAUUCACCCUCCCUCGCCGCGACAGAAGCAAAGUCGCAGUCGUGGCUGAGCACCCUCGCCGCGCCCUUCUCGCCCGUCUCGCAGGACUCGAGCAGGGACAUUGGCGCUGCCUUCGUCCGCGGCCGCAUGCUCCCGCGCUCGCAGUGGAAGCCCGAUGACGAGGCAGAGAACUGCGCAGACCCAGACUGCUCGCUCAGGUUCGACCUCAUCAACCGGAGACACCACUGCCGCACCUGCGGCGACAUCUUCUGCGCCGCGCACUCGUCUCGCUCGACGCUGCUGUGGCCUUCGAGCGAAGACGACUCCGUCCCAGCCUUCACGCCUCGAGGCACUCCUCGCGCGACCCCCCGCUCAUCCGCCAUCGACCUCCCCUCUCUCGCGUACUCGGUCUCUCUCUCGAACGCAUCAGCCAUCUCUACCGCCUCGACCGCCUCGACCAGCUCGACACCCACCUCGUCCUCCCCUCCCUCCCAGACCAACUCGAUGCCGCUCUCAGCACGCGUCUGCGACAGGUGCUACUUCUCCGCGCCGAACCCCUCCGGCGCUCCAACCCCUCUCCUCACCCCGCCCGUCCUCGCACACCCACUCGCGCCCUACUCGGCCUUCGGCAACGCCGCGAACGCAGGCGCAGGCCCCUUGACCCUCCGCCACCCUCAUUCGCGAGCUAGUUCCGCCUCGCGCGCCUCGUCCCCCGCUCACUCCCCUCCCAACGCACACUCUCACGCGCAAGCGCACGGCAAGGCCUCGUCGCGCUCCCGCUCGCGACAAGGUAGCGCUACAUCGACUUCAUCCGUCACCACCGCGUCGGAGUACUCGACCCCUUCGACGUCCGUCGAGGGCCUCGCGGCGUACGGAACCUCGACUUCGACGGACGGGACGUCGCCCGAAUCGCUCGUCAUCCCGCCCACCCAACUUCACGCGCACGGGCACGGGCGACGGAAAAAGCAGCCCAGCUUGUCGCGCAACUCGAGCGCUUCGAGACUCGGGUCGAGGGGCGCGUCGCCUGCGAGUGUGAGGGGCGCGAGGUGUACGGCGGUUACGACGCCCAAGGUAGUCAGGGAGGGCGAGGUGCUUUCGGAUUCGUCCGACUCGGAGCGCGACGGGCCCGAGGCGCGAAGGGCUUUCGACGGGGUAUCGAACGCCUCGACCGAGGUCGAAGACGGCCCGCCGCGUCUGGCUGCCGACGAGGACGGGGAAGAAGACUCGGACGAAGACGACGAGCGCCAUGAGCGGACUGUCAAGGAACGGAGGAGGCUCCAGCAGGAGUUUGGGAGCGUACAGGGAGGGCCGUGGCAGAGUUGGGCGACCUUCUGA